Sardina pilchardus (European sardine) is the source of this 577-nucleotide messenger RNA. RefSeq names its product autism susceptibility gene 2 protein-like. Bases 35 to 577 code for a protein of 180 amino acids. Lineage: Eukaryota; Metazoa; Chordata; Actinopteri; Clupeiformes; Clupeidae. The record is from RefSeq and is a predicted model, not a curated record. The transcript has 5 exons.
UGUGUGUUCCACCAGCAGUCUGAAAGUGUGAAGGAUGUUUGUUCCUCUGGGGGCCCUGCCCCCCACCAUGGCCCCUCUGCACUUGAUCAGCCCUGCUGGAGAGAGCUACUUAGAGCAAGACCUACUGCAACAGAAACUCAACUCUCACCUCCUGGCAUCGCAGAGUGCAAAGCGAGAAGGCCACACCCUUGCCACGUCCUUCCUGGAUACACACUUCAUGGCUCCACCCACCUUCCAACGCACAGAAAUCUACCGACACACACACCAACGCCAGCAUCAGCACCAACACAAACACCGACACACCUUCAGGUCUUUCACCCCAGCAAUGCUGCCCCCCACUACCCUGCCUCUGAAACCAGGGAAAUGGGGUUCCAUGCAUGUGACCAUCGCCUGGAAGGUCUACAACCAUCAGCAGAAAGUAAAGCACAUGUCACCUGAGUCACAUGAACUGGACUGUGGGCUACAGCAGGGGCAGAGGCCAUUCCCCCUCAGACCUGUUGCUCUUAGGGCACCCCUGCAGCCUCGUGACCUGCCCUGCUCCUCCUCACUCCUCCUCAAUGCAGCUGCAGAUUACUGA